Molecule: messenger RNA, 2067 nt
Organism: Puma concolor (puma)
Lineage: Eukaryota; Metazoa; Chordata; Mammalia; Carnivora; Felidae
Gene: ZNF23
Product: zinc finger protein 23
Biological process (GO): regulation of transcription by RNA polymerase II
Cellular component (GO): nucleus
Molecular function (GO): RNA polymerase II cis-regulatory region sequence-specific DNA binding; DNA-binding transcription factor activity, RNA polymerase II-specific
Source: RefSeq, a predicted model, not a curated record
AUGGCAGCCAUGCUCCUGACAGCCUGGCCCCAGAAGUCGGUGACCUUCGAGGACGUGGCUGUGUACUUCACUCAGACGGAAUGGAAUGGCCUGUCCCCUGCACAGAGGGCCCUGUACAGGGAUGUGAUGCUGGAGAAUUAUGGAAAUGUGGCCUCCCUGGGAUUUUCGCUUCUCAAACCUGCUGUGAUAUUGCAACUGGAGGGAGCAGGUGAGCUGGGGGACCCAUCUCCACUGGUGGCUGGAACAGAAAUAGGCUCCCAGGGUGUCUGGACUGUAGAUAUUGAGAGCCAGACUGACAAUAACUUGACAAAGGAAAUAUAUAAAGAAAAACAUAAUACAUCAUUUGAACUUCAGAGGGACUUUUUCCAGGAAACAGACUUUUCAGAAGCCUGUAUUCUAGAGAAACAGCAGGAAGUCCAUUUAGUAGGAAGCAUGAAGAAAGAAAACAGCAGCAUCAUUGAUGCAACGGUGAAAGACAACACCAGCCCCGUGGAGGAAUGUUUCUUUAGUCCGAGUCCAAACUUCUUUCAUUGUCACACCGUCACCACUGGACAGCAGCCCCUUGAACAUAUGAGAUUGGAGAAAGGCUUCAGCUUUGAUACAAAACUUAUUCAGCAUGAACUAAUUAAUUCUGGGGAAAGAACUUUUAAAUGUGAAGAAUUAGUGGAAACCUUCAGGUGUAACUCUCAGCAUCAAAACAGCUACACUGGGGGAAAGCCCUAUCAGUGUAAGGAGUGUGGCAAAGCCUUUAGCGUUAAUGCAAAAUUAAUUUGGCAUCAAAGACUUCAUAGCGGGGAGAAGCCCUUCAAAUGUGUGGAGUGUGGGAAAAGCUUCAGUUACAGUUCCCAUUAUAUCACACAUCAGACCACCCACAGCGGGGAGAAGCCCUAUCAGUGUAAGGUGUGUGGGAAAGCCUUCAGCGUUAAUGGGAGUCUGAACAGGCAUCAGAGAAUCCAUACAGGGGAGAAGCCCUAUCAGUGCAAGGAGUGUGGAAACGGCUUCAGCUGCAGUUCCGCAUAUAUCACACAUCAGAGAGUCCACACUGGGGAGAAGCCUUAUGAGUGCACGGACUGUGGGAAAGCUUUCAAUGUUAAUGCCAAAUUAAUUCAACAUCAGAGAAUCCACACUGGAGAGAAACCUUAUGAAUGUAAUGAGUGUGGGAAAGGCUUCAGGUGCAGUUCCCAGCUUAGGCAGCAUCAGAGCAUCCACACUGGGGAGAAGCCUUAUCAGUGUAAGGAGUGUGGAAAAGCCUUCAGUAAUAAUGCAAAACUCAUUCAGCAUCAAAGAAUCCACACAGGUGAGAAACCCUAUGAGUGUACUGAAUGUGGAAAAGCCUUUAGUGUCAAAGGGAAGUUAAUCCAGCACCAGAGAAUCCACACGGGUGAGAAACCCUAUGGUUGUAACGAGUGUGGGAAAGCCUUCAGGUGUAACUCUCAGCUGCGGCAGCAUCUGAGAAUCCACACCGGGGAGAAGCCUUAUGAGUGUAAUGAGUGUGGAAAGGCCUUCAACGUUAAUGCAAAACUAAUGCAACAUCAGAGGAUUCACACUGGGGAGAAACCCUUUGAAUGUAAUGAGUGUGGGAAAUGCUUUACUUCUAAAAGAAACCUACUUGAUCAUCAUCGAAUCCAUACUGGAGAAAAGCCUUACCAAUGUAAGGAAUGUGGGAAAGCCUUCACUAUCAAUGCGAAACUAACUAGGCAUCAGAGAAUACACACUGGGGAGAAACCUUUCAAAUGUAUGGAAUGUGAAAAAGCAUUUAGCUGUAGUUCUGACUAUAUUGUACAUCAGAGGAUCCAUACUGGAGAGAAACCCUUUCAAUGUAAGGAGUGUGGAAAAGCCUUCCAUGUUAAUGCCCAUUUAAUUCGGCAUCAGAGAAGCCACACUGGGGAGAAACCCUUUAGAUGUGUGGAGUGUGGAAAAGGGUUCAGCUAUAGUUCUGAUUGUAUAAUACAUCAGACUGUCCAUACUUGGAAGAAACCCUUCGUGUGUAAUGUGUGUGGGAAAGCCUUCAGGUUUAGCUUCCAACUUAGUCAGCAUCAAAGUGUCCAUGGUGAAGGCAAAUCUUAA